GACGCUCUUCGUACUAGUAGUAGUAGUAGUCAAGGUGGGCGUAGCCCAAAUCACGGCCGCAGAGCCAAUAAACCGUGAUGAUUUAGCCAGGGUGGGUGUGGGUAUAGCCCAAACCAAGACCGCAGAGCCAAUAACCAGAGAUGAUUUCCCGUCUGAGUUUGUUUUUGGUUCAGGGAGCUCAGCUUAUCAGGUUGAAGGGGCAGCGUUCGAGGAUGGAAAGUCUACCAGCGUUUGGGAUACUUUCGCUCACUCUGGAGGACUGAUACCGGUGGACAAAAGCAACGGUGACAUAGCCUGUGACGAGUAUCACAAAUAUAAGGAAGAUGUCAAACUCAUGGUGGAUACAGGAUUGGAAGCUUACCGGUUCUCCAUCGCAUGGCCCAGACUUAUUCCAAAUGGAAGAGGACUUGUGAAUCCAAAGGGACUACAAUACUACAAUAGUCUCAUUAAUGAACUCAUCAGCCAUGGAAUUCAACCACAUGUUACACUAUUCCAUUAUGAUCUUCCUCAAACACUCGAAGAUGAAUACAAAGGAUGGUUGAGCCUAAAGAUUGUGAAGGAUUUCACAGCAUAUGCAGAUGUAUGCUUCAGAGAGUUCGGUGAUAGAGUUUCCCAUUGGACUACUUUGAACGAGCCCAAUGUGUUCGCAUUAGGAGCAUAUGACAUAGGAGUUUUCCCACCUGCCCAUUGUUCUUCCCCAUUUGGUAUCAAUUGCAAAAUCGGCAACUCUACUGUUGAGCCAUACAUUGCUGCCCAUAAUAUCUUGCUUGCUCAUGCAUCAGUUGCAAGAUUGUACAAAAAGAAGUACCAGGCCAAGCAAAAGGGAUUUAUAGGGAUCAAUUUAUUUGCCUAUUGGUUAGCUCCUUUGACAAACACAACAAAAGAUAUAAGAGCAACUCAGAGGGCCAAUGACUUCUAUAUUGGUUGGUUUUUGGACCCAUUGGUGUUUGGAGAUUACCCUGAAAGUGUGAAAAAGAAUGCUGGCUCAAGGAUCCCUUCUUUCACUCCAAGCCAAUCAAGGCUAGUGAAAGGUUCAUAUGACUUCUUUGCACUAAACCAUUACUACACAAUGUACGUACAGGAUGAUCCUGAUAGUCUCAAACACGAUCAGAGAGACUAUAUGAGAGACAUGGCCAUCAAGUUGAUAAAUAAAGCGAAAGGAUUACCAAUUCCGGGUGAGCUCCCAGCCAUUCCGUUUGGCAUGCAAGGUGUGCUGGAGUAUAUCAAGCAAACUUAUGACAACCCACCCAUCUACAUACACGAAAAUGGUCAAAUUACAUCUCAUAAUUCAUCAUUGAAUGACAUGUCAAGGGUGAAAUUCUUAGAGGGCAACAUUGAAAGUCUACUGCAGGCUGUGAGGAAUGGAUCAAAUGUUAAAGGGUAUUUCACUUGGUCCUUUUUAGAUGUAUAUGAACUAUUUUAUGGCUACCAAGCAAGCUAUGGCCUCUAUUAUGUAGACUUCAACAGCCCUGAUUUGAAGAGACAGCCUAAGGUAUCUGCACAUUGGUACUCCAACUUUCUCAAGGGGAGAAGAAGAAGAAACAAGGAUCAAUACCCUUAUGAUCAUUGAAUAUUGAAUAUGUGUAGUUGAAUUUUUUUUCCAUAAAUUCCCACUCUCUUGAUGAGCCAGAUGGGACUGUUGGAGUUUUGGUGUUUGGUUCAGUAAAUCUUUGGAAUGACAUUCUUUAGAAUGAUAAUUCUUAAUUUUUGAA
This is a messenger RNA of Macadamia integrifolia, 1712 nucleotides long. RefSeq names its product beta-glucosidase 11-like. Lineage: Eukaryota; Viridiplantae; Streptophyta; Magnoliopsida; Proteales; Proteaceae. Gene Ontology annotation, molecular function: beta-glucosidase activity. Gene Ontology annotation, biological process: carbohydrate metabolic process. The record is from RefSeq and is a predicted model, not a curated record.